GGGAGGGGAGGCCCGGGGUCAAGGAGCAAACCCGGCACAAGAUGGCGGCGGUAGCGGCAGUGGCGGCGCGUAGGAGGCGGUCUUGGCCAGGUUUGGUACUGGCUUCUUUAGGGCUCUGCCUGGGGAUUGCCCUUGCUGUGGAUAGAAGCAACUUCAAGACCUGUGAAGAAAGUUCCUUCUGCAAGAGGCAGCGAAGCAUACGGCCAGGCCUCUCUCCAUACCGAGCUUUGCUGGACACUCUUCAGCUUGGUCCUGAUGCCCUCACGGUUCAUCUGAUCCAUGAGGUCACCAAGGUAUUACUGGUGCUGGAACUCCAGGGGCUUCAAAAGAACAUGACUCGCAUCAGGAUUGAUGAGCUGGAGCCCCUGCGGCCCCGAUACCGUGUGCCCGAUGUUUUGGUGGCUGAUCCCCCCACAGCUCGGCUUUCUAUCUCUGGUCGUGAUGACAAUAGUGUGGAGCUAACAGUGGCUGAGGGACCCUACAAAAUCAUCUUGACGGCAAAGCCUUUCCGCCUUGACCUGCUGGAGGACCGCAGCCUGCUGCUCAGUGUCAAUGCCCGAGGACUCAUGGGCUUUGAGCACCAGAGGGCCCGCAGGGUCCCUUUCUCGGAUAGAGUUAGUCUCACGCUCGGUAGCAUGUGGGAUAAGAUCAAGAACCUUUUCUCUAGGCAAGGAUCAAAAGACCCAGCUGAGGGCGAUGAGGCCCAGCCCGAGGAGAUGCCUGAGGAUGGUGACAAGCCAGAGGAGACCCAGGGGAAGGCAGAGAAAGAUGAGCCAGGAGCCUGGGAGGAGACAUUCAAAACUCACUCUGACAGCAAGCCACAUGGCCCCACGUCUGUGGGUCUGGACUUCUCUCUGCCAGGCAUGGAACAUGUGUAUGGAAUCCCUGAGCAUGCAGACAGCCUGAGGCUCAAGGUCACUGAAGAUGGGGAGCCGUAUCGCCUCUACAAUUUGGAUGUGUUCCAGUACGAGCUGUACAACCCCAUGGCCCUCUAUGGGUCUGUGCCUGUGCUCUUGGCUCAUAACCCUCAUCGUGACUUGGGCAUCUUCUGGCUUAAUGCGGCAGAGACCUGGGUUGAUAUAUCGUCUAACACUGCAGGGAAGACCUUGUUUGGGAAGAUGCUGGACUACUUGCAAGGCUCUGGGGAGACCCCGCAGACAGAUGUCCGCUGGAUGUCAGAAAGUGGCAUUAUCGAUGUCUUCCUGCUCCUUGGGCCUUCCGUCUUUGAUGUCUUUCGGCAGUACGCUAGCCUCACAGGCACCCAGGCAUUGCCCCCGCUCUUCUCCCUGGGCUACCACCAGAGCCGCUGGAACUACCGGGACGAGGCUGAUGUGCUGGAAGUGGAUCAGGGCUUUGAUGAUCACAACAUGCCCUGCGACGUCAUCUGGCUGGACAUCGAACAUGCCGACGGCAAGCGGUACUUCACCUGGGACCCCAGCCGCUUCCCACAGCCGCUUACCAUGCUAGAGCACUUGGCCUCCAAGAGGCGGAAGCUGGUGGCCAUCGUGGACCCCCAUAUCAAAGUGGACUCUAACUACCGAGUUCAUGAAGAGCUACGGAACCAGGGGCUGUACAUUAAAACUCGGGACGGCUCUGACUAUGAGGGUUGGUGCUGGCCAGGCUCAGCUGGUUACCCUGACUUCACUAAUCCCAUGAUGAGGACCUGGUGGGCUCACAUGUUCAACUUUGACAAUUAUGAGGGCUCAGCUCCCAACCUCUACAUCUGGAAUGACAUGAAUGAACCAUCUGUGUUCAAUGGUCCUGAGGUCACCAUGCUCAAAGAUGCCCAGCAUUAUGGUGGCUGGGAGCACCGGGAUGUCCAUAACAUCUAUGGCUUCUAUGUGCACAUGGCGACUGCUGAUGGGCUAAUACUGCGUUCCGGGGGCGUAGAACGCCCCUUUGUCCUGAGUAGGGCUUUCUUCGCUGGCUCCCAGCGCUUUGGUGCAGUGUGGACAGGGGACAACACUGCAGAGUGGGACCAUUUGAAGAUCACUAUCCCUAUGUGUCUCAGCCUGGGGCUGGUGGGACUUACCUUCUGUGGGGCGGAUGUGGGCGGCUUCUUCAAAAAUUCAGAGCCAGAGCUGCUUGUACGCUGGUACCAGAUGGGUGCAUACCAGCCAUUCUUCCGGGCACAUGCCCACCUGGACACUGGGCGGCGAGAGCCUUGGCUGUUAUCCUCUCAGCACCAAGACAUAAUCCGGGAUGCCCUAGGCCAGCGAUAUUCCCUGCUGCCUUUCUGGUACACCCUCUUCUAUCAGGCCCAUCGUGAAGGGGUUCCUGUCAUGAGGCCCAUGUGGGUGCACUAUCCUCAAGACGUGACUACCUUCAGUAUAGACGAUCAGUUCCUACUUGGGGAUGCACUGCUGGUUCACCCUGUAUCUGACUCUGGGGCCCAUGGUGUGCAGGUCUAUCUGCCUGGCCAGGGGGAGGUGUGGUACGACGUUCAGAGCUACCAGAAGCAUCAUGGUCCCCAGACCCUGUACCUGCCUGUAACUCUAAGCAGUAUUCCUGUGUUCCAGCGUGGAGGGACAAUUGUGCCUCGAUGGAUGCGAGUGCGGCGUUCUUCAGACUGCAUGAAGGACGACCCCCUCACUCUCUUUGUUGCACUCAGCCCCCAGGGUACAGCCCAAGGAGAACUGUUUUUGGAUGAUGGGCACACGUUCAACUAUCAGACUCGCCAGGAAUUCCUGCUGCGUCGAUUCUCAUUCUCUGGCAACACCCUUGUUUCCAGCUCAGCAGACUCCAAAGGCCACUUUGAGACCCCAAUUUGGAUUGAGCGUGUGGUGAUCAUGGGGGCUGGAAAGCCAGCAGCCGUGGUGCUCCAGACAAAGGAAUCUCCUGAAAGCCGCCUAGAGUUCCAGCAUGACCCCGAGACCUCUGUGUUGAUUCUGCGCAAGCCUGGUGUCAAUGUGGCCUCUGACUGGAGCAUUCAGCUGCGAUAACCCAGGGGUGUUCUGGGUUGGGAGGAGGUGAAGCAGUGGGAAGUUAUCCUUUCUUCUGCUUUGGAGUUUGACACACACAGACACACAGACACACAGACCCUAGCCUUGACCUUUCUUAUCCCAAGACCCAGAUUCUGCCAACAUCUGGGCAGGAUGAGAGGGUUGUCCCUGGUCUCCAAAUUCCUCUUGUGAUCUCUUGAGCCGUCCCACUUGGUUGAUACCAAGCCUUUCCCUUUGUCCUGCCCCCCACCCCAACUUCCUGUUGCUCUAACUGGAGCACAUCGACUUAGGAAGACGUGAGGACCACAGGGCCCUUGCCUUGCCUUCUUGGGGGCCCUCAAUCUCCUACAGGCCCUAAUUCAUUCAUACCUCUUGUGUUGAUGCCAUUUCCUGGAAGAAGAUGAAGACUCCGAGCUUUAAGGCUCCUUCUGUCUUUGCUCUGCUUCCCCACCACACUGCUUUCCUGUCCCUCCUUUUAUUUCUCCCUCCUGACACUACCCUGUCAGCCAUCCAUUUUUUAUGCCCCACUGAUACACUGGGACCACCCUUUUUACCUGUAAGGGAUGAAUGGAUCAAAGGAGUGAGGUUGCUGGAGAACACCCUCUUCUCUCUCAUCCCCAUAUUUCCUUUCCCCAAUUCCUUCUAGAGCUGCUGCAGUUCUGAUGGGGGCAGUUCUACCUCCCCUGUCCCUUGGGGGAAAAAAGUUUCUACGCCUCCUUAAGAGGGGAUGGGCAUUAAACUUCUUUUGCCCCCUUCUUGUCCCCUUGAGGGGCAUUCAAGAUGGAGAAAUCAGUUGUGGUUUCAUUGAAUCACGAACACCUGUAUUUAUUGCUGGGAAAAGGCUGAGGGUGGGGGGAGAUGAUCAUGUGUGCCCAGGGCUGGCCAGAAGCCCUGGGUGGGGUGGGGUGGGGAAGACUAAUGGAGAAUGAAUGGGAAUAUUUGUGGGAAUUCUUUUUACUUCUUGGCCCCCAGCUGUGACAGGUUUUGAUAAAAGGAAAAACAAUAAAGAAACCAUAAGUAAC
Lepus europaeus (European hare) is the source of this 3964-nucleotide messenger RNA. It is a transcript of the gene GANAB, whose product is annotated as glucosidase II alpha subunit. NCBI's taxonomy places the organism in Eukaryota, Metazoa, Chordata, Mammalia, Lagomorpha, Leporidae. The record is from RefSeq and is a predicted model, not a curated record. Gene Ontology annotation, cellular component: glucosidase II complex. Bases 42 to 2942 code for a protein of 966 amino acids. Gene Ontology annotation, molecular function: carbohydrate binding; glucan 1,3-alpha-glucosidase activity. The transcript is spliced from 25 exons. Gene Ontology annotation, biological process: N-glycan processing; carbohydrate metabolic process.